This is a messenger RNA of Fraxinus pennsylvanica, 315 nucleotides long. NCBI's taxonomy places the organism in Eukaryota, Viridiplantae, Streptophyta, Magnoliopsida, Lamiales, Oleaceae. The record is from the annotation of a GenBank genome assembly.
AUGGACCCGAAUAUUAUGAAAUUCCUCGAAGAAGACGAGGAUGAAACUAUGCCGUCUGGGGCUGAUGUGGAGGCAUUCACGGCUGCAUUGAACAGAGAUAUUGAAGGGGAUACUUCUACAUCGCGGCUGCCGAGUUCAGAUAACGCUGAAAAAAGGGUCCGCCACCACCGCCCAUCAUCACCAGAGCCCCCUGCCACCACCUCUAUGAACUGUGGCCUUAUUGAAAGUUUGGAACUGCUGGCUUUACCGACCUUUUUCAGCUUCCGGGAGCUGGACCAGAAGCUAUUGAUUGAACCUGGCUUUCACUUCCCUUAG